GCAACCCUCAACCUCUUCCAGUCAUGCCCUCAACGCAUGCCAAAAUAAACUGUCGUCCUCACCCGCGUGCAGCUGCGUCACCUGUCAAUUACUGUAUGUGUGAAUUGAGAAAGGAUCCAGGAUCCAGCAGGAUACACGGAGAUAUAUUUUAAUGAAACCAUAAACUGCGCGGCGCGCUCAACCAUGGCUGAGGAACUGUCUUCCCUGGAGAAUGAACUGAAGUGCAGCGUCUGCUUGGAGGUUUUUAAACAUCCUGUGACGCUUCCCUGUGGCCACAACUUCUGCCAAACCUGCUUGGAUGACACCUGGUCUGACGUCCUCAUCCUAUUUUGCCCUCAAUGCAGGCAUCUUUACCCCACCAAACCUGAGCUGAGGAAAAACACUCUCCUAACGGCCGUUGUUGAGUCCUUCAGCAGAUCAUCCACAUCGAAAUCGGACCGCACCAAAGAUCUAGAACUAAACCUGUGUGCAGCGGACACUGAACUUGUCAAAUGUGACACAUGUCUGGUGGCCAAGGCGAUAUACACCUGCCUUACCUGCAUGGCGUCUUACUGCGAGGAGCAUGUUCAACCACACCACAGGAGCCCUGUUUUUAGAGCGCAUCAGCUAGUCGAGCCUAUUCGAGACAUACAAAAACAGAUUUGCCAAGACCAUGUCAAGUUCAUGGAAUUCUUCUGCCAGAACCACAACUACACAUUUUGCAGCAGCUGUCUGCAGUGCCAUCGGGAAUGCCAGUACACCACACUUCCGGAAGGACGGACAAUAAAAGAGUCUAACAUGAAGGGCAUGCUGAGUGUCUUGGAGCCCCAAAUUGACAAGGCCAACGCUGCCAUUGCCCGAGUGGAGAAACAACAGCUACAACUGCAGGAUGACGCCGUUGCCCAGAAGAUGUCGAUGAGAGCGGAGUAUGACGUCAUCCGGCAGCUGAUCAACAUGGCUGAGAAGGAGGCCUUGGCAGACGUGGAUAAGGAUGUGGCCAGCAGUAAGGCUACUAUGCAAGGCCUCAUCAAGAAGGUCAACAAGAAUGUGAAGAAGAUGAACGCAGCUGUGGUGGAAGUGAACAGCCUUCUGUCAAAGGCAGACACAAUGGCAUUCCUCAAGGCCCCAGUAAAACUGCCUCCGGGUGCCAACAGUAAUCCUCAGUGUCCCUGUGUGACUGUGGCCUCUGAGGCAGUGCUGGCCGGUCACUCCUGUGCUGUCGCUAUAAAGGACCUUUUGAGGGAAGUCCUGGCAAUGCCUGCAGAAAACCGCCCCCCACUUCUUCAACCAGGUGGCCCCAAGGUUCCAGAGAAGGCUUCUCCAGUAGCAGAGAUGGCCCUUGAGAAGAGAGAGCCCUCCUCCCCUGCGAGGCUACACGCUGUGGCAAUUCCUCACGACAUCUCAACUGCUAUGAAAAGAUGUGACCUUUUGAAAUUUGGCUCCACUCUUCAGUUUGACCCCAGAACAGCCCACAGGACCAUCGUCCUCUCUGCAGACCUCACCACAGCGUCCCGGUCGGCCGAGCCCAACCCAUAUCCCGAUGGGCCCGAACGCUUCCUGGUCUGUCCACAGGUGCUGUGCUCCACAGGCUACCUGCAGGGAUGCCACUACUGGGAGGCCAAGGUGAGUGGAACCAGGCUGUGUGGCUUGGGCCUGGCCUACGGUUCUAUGAACCGCAGGCUUCCCAGUAGCCGCUUGGGCCUCAACGCACAGUCCUGGUGUUUGGAGUGGUUCAACGACAGGCUGACAGCGUGGCACAACGGCGUGGAGACUGUGGUGGACAACCCCUCGCCAAAACGUGUGGGAGUGCUGCUGGACUGUGACCGUGGUUCGGCCACCUUCUACGUAGUGGGUGACCGUGCCUACCCGUUCAUGAUGUUUGCAUUGCCCUGCACGGAGGCUGUCUACCCGGCCCUCUGGAUCUGCUCGGUGGGAGCGACCGUCCUGCUCUGCAAGCCCCAGUAGGAUUGCAUGAUGGUGGUGGUGUGCACAGCUAGCCUGACAAGCCAGACCAUUCAUUUUAAAUUACUUUGUAAUUCACAAAUGGUCUGAUUACGCUUCUCUGGGGGAGGGUUUUCAUUCGAACACCAGACAGGCGGUGUUACCAGCCAAUAAGCGAACGCACUUGGGAGCAUAGUAACAUAUGUCAUGAACGUCAACUGUCACCGAUUGGUCAGAGCUACUUUAAAACCAGAGCUGAGCUCACUCCUCCCACCCAAGUGCUCCAGGUUAUCGAGGAUCCAGACCAAAAAUUUAUUACGAUGUAAUUAAUGUGGUCUGGUAAAACUAGGCUAGUGCACCCCACCACAGAACACUAUUAGUAGGUUUGUUUGAAAUUAUCUGGCUAGCAAGCGGCAGGGUUAAAGUGAUACAUUCUGGAAUGGUGAUGUCCAUGCUGGUGGUGGUGAUGUCUCUGUUGUAUGCUUAUGCUUGUAGUACACCUGGCCAAGCCAUCCGCAAGCUUCCACUCAAUUCUCAUCUCCUUACAUGUUACAUCUGGGUUUUGAAUUCAAGGUAGAUUACAAAAAUUGGUUUGCAACAAGGCCAUGGGGGAGGGCAAGGGAAGGGGAUAAUGAUGAUAGAUUAUAGAUAUGAAAGAUCACAUGUCAUGAGCAAACGUUUGCCUUCUGCACAGGUCCAGACCUUGUGUACAAAACCAGUAUGAGGGUAUAGAAAGGACAGGGUAAUAGUAUGGUAUAAACUAGAGUAUCCAGAAAUGUCAUGAUUUCACAUCAAAGAAAUGUAUCACUAGCCAGCCAUGCUGUUUUAGACAAGCACAAAUAAGCAUUUAUGAUCGUGCUUUAAUAGACUUAGAUAUAUCAAAACUUCAUGAAAUAAACACUUUAAUUUUAGUCACCUAAUAGUUUAUGAUGUGAUCUGCAUUACAAAUAACGGUAAAGAAUGUAAUAAAGGCACAAUUGUCCAUGAAUUAACUGUCAUUUAUUUUUUCAAUUGUGUUUAGAUGACUUUCAAUAGGUAAGCAGGUGUAAUAAGUUUGGUUAUAUGCCCAAUAAGUUUUGAGUAUAAAGAUGUCGUUGAGAUAAAGAAGUCAUACUACCAAUGACAAGCAGAAGAGACUCUGACUGAUAUCUUAUCUCAAAGUAAUCCAAGUGAAGUCGACCUCAAGGUUGGGGUAAAUUAUCUAAUAGAAGAGCCUGGAGUUGUUGUUUUCUUAAUUAAAUGACUACUACUGGAAAUCUAUUAUAAGGUUUAGCACUUCUUGUAGAUUGACUCAUGUUCUUGGAAUAGCCCCAGAUCCAGUGGUUGGUCUUAAUGGGAAAACAUGUUAUUGCCCCUUUAUGCAUGGUUCUAGAUCUAAAUGGUUAUAACUCUUUAUAUGAUAAAUUAUAAUGGUCUUAACAUUAUGUGCAUAUAAACCAGUGUCAACAUGCUUUAAAGAUGACAAAUAUUGGCCCAACAUAACAUCGAUCUGUAAUUAAGACAUGAUUAAAAGAGCUUAUAGUGGGUGCUAGUGCAAACAGCUAAAAGAUAAUGUUUAUGUGACAUGUAUUGUGAGUUGGUUAGAAACAGGAGUUAUUCAAUGUCAUUAUUAACAGUCUGCAUUUAUUAAAACCAGAUAAAGAUACAAAGUAUUUAUAACAUUGAUAUUAUUUAAUUCACCUAGCAUGUCUGUGCAUAUUAAGCCAAAUCUUGAGACGAAAACCCCAAUGCAAGACAAAGGAAAAAGAGGUGUUGUAAUUGCUAGACAUGUAUAACAAUGUCAGACAGAACAAAUGCUACAAUUAAUCAAUACAUAAGUUAUUGUCAAAGUACUCCAUGCCAACAAAACAAACAAAUAAAAAAGCAAACAAACAAACAAAAAACAAAUGGAAAGGAAAAUGUACUGAGACUGAAUACUGAAAACACCAACAUGGAAGUGUGAAAACAAAUGCUCAAUGAUAACAGUUAAGGCUUAAAAUGUAAGAAAAAAAGAGGAAGGAAAAUGAUAAGAUGAUGGAUAGAAUGGAUUAAUAAAAAAAUGAUCAAUACUUACAAUUAGGAUUAAUAAAUGGAAAUAUACUAAUACAAAAAAUCCAACAGUAAAUACAGUCAUUUGAAAUUUUUGCACUAUAAAUGAAUACAGGGUUAAUUUUUGUCAUAACAAAUGUACACUUCUUAUUUUUUUUACUAGCUUUAUGACGACAGGGAGGGAAGAGGCAGGGUGGGGUAUUGGCAUAAAGAAGUGUGUGUGUGUGUGUGUGUGUGUGUGUGUGUGUGUGUGUGUGUGUGUGUGUGUGUGUGUGUGUGUGUGUGGCAGAUGGCCAGCAUAAAAUGAUCUGCAGUUGUAGAUACUAAGCUUUGACUUGUAAACAUGCUUCUGUUCCAUCACCUCCAGAGUGUUUGAGGAGACUGGGGGGUGCAUUCCAAUACGCAGACUUCCGUCCUCCAUUGCUCACUUGCCUGCUUGUAACCUCAUGAUGAUGUCACAGACGACAGAAAAUUAAUUAAAUAUCUUGCAAAAGCACAAUUCUUAUGUCAUUUUCUCAUUUUCAAUCGGGAUGGUGGAUGAAAAACAGUCCUCUAAAAGUUGUUGUGGCUAGGCAGACAGCGGGGAAACUUUAUUGUUUUCUCCACGGAGGUGGGGCCAGGAGGCGGGGUGAGGCCACAAGCACAAGUCGAGGACGGAAGGCCGCAUAUUGGAAUUGCAUCUCCGGAGUGCACGAGAUGAGAGUGCACAACUGCCUCUCUCCCACUUAAUACAGGCCCACACAAUAAAUUAUACAGUGUCAGAUCAACACUUUGAGUGUCAAACCAAAUGCUGAUAAUUUCGCAUCAACACUGCUCAAUUUACUGUGCAUGUUUUGUGACCCUUCCAAAAAAAAAAAAGAAAAUAAAGUAAAGAAAUAAAAGAACAUUAUUAAAACAUUAUUUUCAAAAAAGUCUGACUUUGAAAAGCUUACACUUAACACAAACUGAACAAAGACUUGAAUCAGGGAUUGGGUUUCCUUUUUUUAUCAUUAGUACUCUCAGUACAGCACCUGGGGGAUUGCCCUCAUCAAAUGGAAAAGGAUGCAUUAUAAAGAGACAUAAAAGAAAGCAUGAUCGUCAUCUGAAAGGAAUCAAUGUCAAAUAACUCACAGUGAACCAGAACCUUUUUUAGUAACAACUUGAUCAACAUGUAGAAAUGGCAGCAUAAUCAAACGUGAUUCAGACACUCAGUAAAGAUGUAACCGAUUUCAUUCCAACUACUGUACUCUAAUUGAAAAAAAAAUGAACCCGGCACAUAUCCGACAUUAACCAAAGUAAAUAAAAGAAAAUUGUGACGAAAUCACGUUAUGUGUUUUGCACGUAACUGCACUCAACUAGCUGGCUGGCACAAGGUGGUUCUUCAAGCAAAGUCUAGCAGUUUGAUCCUCUUCAGAUUGCUAGUGCUGUGCUGUGCUGUGCUGUGCUUUAAAGGGAAUACAUCAUAUAGGCAUCCAGUCAGAAGGCCAUUGGAAGUCUUCCAGUUCCACUUGCAUCCAGCAAAAAAUGUAAAAUAAUAAUAAUUAAAAAAAAAAAAAACAGUCCAAUAGCCUUUCUGACAGGGAUGCCCUUUGAUAUCCCUGAGAGCAAAGAGAUGUUGAAUCGACCGCAUUGGAUGCCCUUUCGUCCACAAUAAUUGAUGUCGAUUGAUCAAUGUCCCUUUGCUAUCAGGGAUAGCUGCAAUUGGAGGAAUUCAUUUCACUCGACCCAAUGAACAUGGUACCAAAACAUAACAAGCACUAUUCUGGAAAUUUUGCAGCGUUAGUUCAGCAUAAUGUAGAGUAAAAUACAACACUCAAAGAUGGUGUUGAAUGAACUCUGUUGAGAAGCAUCAUGCAUCUACAACAACACCUUCUGUAUGGGGUCCAAUUGCCAUGAAACACUUGAGCAGAAAAAAAAACCCAACAACAGAGCACCACAAACCUAGCCACCAUUGCCUCGUGCGCCAGUUCUGAAUGGUUCCUUUCCAAAAGUGACAGCAAGCUUUGUGUGUGUGAGAAUGGAAUGAGCUUAACAAGUGACUGGUAUGGUACAUGUACGUAAAUGAUGAAAACAGCAAGCACACUAUGAGAGAAGUGUACUUAGUGUUUGGUUUGACAAAAUAGUAACACUUUACUUGACGCCGGUGUCAUAUGCAUGUCAUUACAGUGUCAUAAUAGUGCCAUGACCCAGUCAUAGAUGAGUCAUAAACAUUAUGUCCAUGUCAUAAACAUUUUAUGACUGUUGGGCCUAAGUGACAUUCAGUUAUGGCAAAGACAACCUUGGGAUGUCUUUCCCAUAAUCAAAUGUCACUUACAGUAAGGCCAACAGUCAUAAAAUGUUUAUGACAUGGACACAAUGUUUAUGACUCA
Messenger RNA from Engraulis encrasicolus (European anchovy), 6296 nucleotides. RefSeq names its product E3 ubiquitin/ISG15 ligase TRIM25-like. The transcript has 8 exons. Lineage: Eukaryota; Metazoa; Chordata; Actinopteri; Clupeiformes; Engraulidae. The record is from RefSeq and is a predicted model, not a curated record. Bases 184 to 1944 code for a protein of 586 amino acids. Gene Ontology annotation, molecular function: protein binding.